Messenger RNA from Myotis lucifugus (little brown bat), 4440 nucleotides. RefSeq names its product integrator complex subunit 3 (gene INTS3). The record is from RefSeq and is a predicted model, not a curated record. Gene Ontology annotation, cellular component: cytoplasm. The transcript is spliced from 30 exons. Bases 584 to 3697 code for a protein of 1037 amino acids. NCBI's taxonomy places the organism in Eukaryota, Metazoa, Chordata, Mammalia, Chiroptera, Vespertilionidae.
CCGCUGUCCCCUCCGCCUUCCCACCCCCCGCCCUUCCACCAUGGCCGCCUCUGUGUGGUGUAGGGAGAAGCUGGCCCUCGGUGCCUUCCUGUAGCGCUUAUUGCCUCACCCUCACCCCCAGGGGACGGAUCCAAAGGAGCCUCGCGCUCUAACCCUGGGGGCGCCAGCCAGGAGGUGGCCCUCCCCCCACUGCGGGGCAGGACUGCUCUUGCACCCAGCUCCUGAGGCAGCAACUUAGGGUUCCCCUACCUCUCUCAGGGUCAGAGCCAGAAGGGGCUUAUCCCCACUUCCUCGGGGCCGGAAGCCUGUCCUCCCCCGCUCGGGGCGCAGCCCCUUGACUUCAGCAGAGUUAACGGCUCUUCCCCGGCGCUGCCCCUCCACGGCAGGACCUAGAGGGCCACCCGCCUUGGCCUCCUCCAGAGCGGCCUUCCGCAGAGGAGGGAGGCGUGGAGAGGACAGGGACCCUUCCCCUCCCCUCCCCACGAGUCCCUUUGCCCCCGGUCCCUGGCAACCCAGAGGUCCUCGUUUCUAGGACUCCCCAUCCCUCCCCUCCCUGGCCUCUUCCCGCCUCCGGGCUGCAGCCAUGGAGUUACAGAAGGGAAAGGGCGCAGCAGCAGCUGCUGCUGCAGGAGCAGCGGGAGGUGGAGGAGGAGCGGGAGCAGGAGCCCCAGGAGGGGGGAGGCUGCUACUUUCCACCAGUUUGGAUGCCAAGGAUGAGUUAGAGGAGAGGUUGGAAAGAUGUAUGAGCAUUGUGACAUCGAUGACUACUGGUGUCUCAGAGAGAGAGGCCAAUGAUGCCCUCAAUGCCUACGUAUGCAAAGGCCCCCCCCAACAUGAGGAAAUCUGCCUGGGUCUCUUUACUCUUGUCCUCACUGAACCUACUCAAGCCCAGAAGUGUUACCGGGACUUGGCUCUGGUGACUCGUGACGGCAUGAAUAUCGUCUUGAAUAAAAUCAACCAGAUACUUAUGGAGAAGUACUUGAAGUUGCAGGACACCUGCCGAACUCAGUUGGUGUGGUUGGUACGGGAACUAGUGAAGAGUGGGGUUCUGGGAGCUGAUGGUGUAUGCAUGACAUUCAUGAAGCAGAUUGCUGGUGGGGAUAUUACGGCAAAAAAUAUCUGGUUGGCAGAAAGUGUUCUGGAUAUCCUGACGGAGCAGAGGGAGUGGGUGUUAAAGAGCAGCAUCCUCAUUGCCAUGACGGUUUACACAUACCUCCGCCUCAUUGUCGACCACCACGGCACCGCCCAGCUUCAGGCCCUGCGUCAGAAGGAGGUGGACUUCUGCAUCUCGCUGCUCCGGGAACGGUUCAUGGAAUGUUUGAUGAUUGGCCGGGACCUCGUAAGACUACUUCAGAAUGUUGCCAGGAUACCAGAAUUUGAACUGCUUUGGAAAGAUAUUAUCCAUAACCCCCAGGCCCUGAGUCCUCAGUUCACAGGUAUCCUGCAGCUUCUUCAGUCAAGGACAUCCCGAAAAUUCCUAGCCUGCCGUCUAACCCCAGACAUGGAGACGAAGCUGCUCUUCAUGACCUCCCGGGUGCGGUUUGGUCAACAAAAGCGAUACCAGGAUUGGUUCCAGCGCCAGUACCUGUCAACCCCCGACAGUCAGUCUCUGCGCUGUGACCUCAUUCGCUACAUCUGUGGGGUUGUCCACCCUUCUAAUGAAGUGCUGAGUUCAGACAUCCUGCCCCGGUGGGCCAUCAUUGGUUGGCUGCUGACAACAUGCACGUCAAAUGUCGCUGCCUCUAACGCCAAGCUGGCUUUGUUUUACGACUGGCUGUUCUUUAGCCCAGACAAGGACAGCAUUAUGAACAUAGAGCCAGCCAUCCUGGUCAUGCAUCACUCCAUGAAGCCCCACCCGGCCAUCACUGCCACACUCCUGGACUUCAUGUGCCGUAUCAUUCCCAACUUCUACCCACCACUGGAGGGCCACGUGCGGCAGGGUGUUUUCUCCUCCCUCAACCACAUUGUGAGAAGCGGGCACUUGGCUCCCCUGUUUGACAACCCUAAACUGGAUAAGGAGCUGCGGGCCAUGCUGAGGGAGAAGUUUCCUGAGUUCUGCAGUUCACCCAGCCCACCUGUGGAAGUCAAAAUUGAGGAGCCAGUUUCCAUGGAGAUGGACAACCACAUGUCAGACAAGGAUGAGAGUUGCUAUGACAAUGCAGAAGCGGCCUUCAGUGAUGAUGAGGAGGAUCUGAACAGCAAAGGAAAAAAAAAAGAGUUUCGCUUCCCCCCCAUCAAGGAAACAGUUGGGGAGGAGCCAGUUGACAUCACCCCUUAUCUUGACCAGUUGGAUGAGUCCCUAAGGGACAAGGUUCUCCAGCUACAGAAAGGCAGCGAUACCGAGGCCCAGUGUGAGGUCAUGCAGGAAAUUGUGGACCAGGUCCUGGAGGAAGACUUUGACUCGGAGCAGCUGUCCGUCCUUGCGUCCUGCCUACAGGAGCUCUUCAAGGCCCACUUCCGAGGGGAGGUGCUGCCCGAGGAGGUUACGGAGGAGUCCCUGGAGGAAUCUGUGGGGAAGCCCCUCUACCUAAUAUUUAGGAACCUGUGCCAGAUGCAGGAAGACAACAGCAGCUUCUCUCUGCUUCUGGACCUUCUCUCCGAGCUGUACCAGAGGCAGCCCAAGAUCGGCUACCACCUGCUCUACUACCUGAGGGCCAGCAAAGCCGCCGCAGGGAAGAUGAACCUGUACGAGUCAUUUGCCCAGGCCACCCAGCUGGGUGACCUGCACACCUGCUUAAUGAUGGACAUGAAGGCCUGCCAGGAGGACGACGUGCGACUGCUGUGCCACCUCACACCCUCCAUCUACACGGAGUUUCCAGAUGAGACCUUGCGGAGCGGGGAGCUCCUGAACAUGAUCGUGGCCGUCAUUGACUCUGCACAGCUCCAGGAGCUGGUCUGCCAUGUGAUGAUGGGGAACCUGGUCAUGUUUCGAAAAGACUCAGUCCUCAACAUACUCAUCCAGAGCCUAGAGUGGGAAACCUUUGAACAGUACUGUGCCUGGCAGCUCUUCCUGGCCCACAACAUACCCCUGGAAACCAUCAUCCCCAUCUUGCAGCACCUCAAGUACAAGGAGCACCCAGAGGCCCUGUCCUGCCUCCUGCUGCAGCUCCGGAGAGAGAAGCCCAGCGAGGAGAUGGUAAAGAUGGUGCUGAGCCGGCCCUGCCACCCCGAUGACCAGUUCACCACCAGCAUCCUGCGACACUGGUGCAUGAAGCACGAUGAACUGCUGGCCGAGCACAUCAAGUCCCUGCUCAUCAAGAACAACAGCCUCCCACGCAAGAGGCAGAGCCUGAGGAGCUCCAGCAGCAAGCUGGCCCAGCUGACUCUGGAGCAGAUCCUGGAGCACUUGGACAACCUGCGCCUCAACCUGACCAACACCAAGCAGAACUUUUUUAGCCAGACUCCCAUUCUCCAGGCGCUGCAGCACGUCCAGGCGAGCUGUGACGAGGCCCACAAGAUGAAGUUCAGCGACCUCUUCUCCCUGGCAGAGGAAUACGAGGACUCUUCCACCAAACCCCCCAAGAGCCGGCGAAAAGCAGCUCUCUCCAGCCCCCGGAGUCGAAAGAAUGCCACUCAGCCCCCCAAUGCUGAGGAGGAGUCUGGCUCUAGCAGUGCCUCGGAGGAAGAAGACACAAAACCGAAGCCCACCAAGCGUAAGCGGAAGGGGUCCUCUGCCGUGGGGUCUGACAGUGACUGAGUCCCUGCUGCCAGCCCACCCCUAGUUGGACGACCCUCUCCUCGGUGAAUCGAAGGUUUAACGGGCGGGAGACGGAAGGGGAAGCACCCUCUCUCCCCAUCCCAAGACUGGGCCGGUGGGAAGUCUGAUCGCUGCCAUGCAGCCUCAGCCCCUCCCCCUCCCUGGGGCCUCCAGCCCAUCACUGCUGCUCCACCAGCGCUGGGGUUCCCCCUGAAGCUUGAGGCUUCAGAACCUGGACUGCAGGGAGGUCCUCAGGCCCCUGCCCCUCCCCCAGCCCAAGGAGCUGUUUAAAUCAAGAGGAGAAAUGGCAGGGGGGCAGCUGGCCAGACGAGGAUGAGAGGAAAGACUCAAGGGUGCGCGGGUCCUUUCUGAUGAUCCCCUUUAGGUCUUAAUUUGCCCUGAACAGGCAGCUUCUAGUCGCUCUCCAUACACUGGUAUGAAACGGGCAUUUAACCUGUGACAAUGUCGGGCUGCCUGUUUGUUUCCGUGGGGCGAAUGCCACAAGCGCUCAGGAAGGAACCUGAGAGGGGGGCACAGCCCCCCCUGGUAUGCCCUGGAGGCACCUCACGCUGGGCCAGAGCCCGAAGGAGUCUCGGAGACAGCUCCCAGAACUGUCAAAGGUCCCAUUUCCUUGGUUGUCUUCUUUGGGUUUUUUUGUGGGGUUUUCUUUGGCAGAGAUAAUCGUGUUUUAAAAGCUGUUUUUAAAUGACAAUAAAACAAGCCAGAACCUCUUUUGUGCUGGA